This is a messenger RNA of Cheilinus undulatus (humphead wrasse), 8008 nucleotides long. RefSeq names its product FCH and mu domain containing endocytic adaptor 2 (gene fcho2). NCBI's taxonomy places the organism in Eukaryota, Metazoa, Chordata, Actinopteri, Labriformes, Labridae. Gene Ontology annotation, biological process: clathrin coat assembly; clathrin-dependent endocytosis; synaptic vesicle endocytosis. The transcript is spliced from 30 exons. Gene Ontology annotation, cellular component: cytoplasm; clathrin-coated vesicle; plasma membrane. Bases 108 to 3323 code for a protein of 1071 amino acids. The record is from RefSeq and is a predicted model, not a curated record.
GGGAAAGGCAGAUAGUAGAGAAACGGGGGGAGGACGGUGGAUGAUUUACGCUUUAAAAGUUGCAGCAAAAUAAAUCUGAGAGUUGCGGCGAAGAGGAUUACAUCAAGAUGAUAACGCCGUACUUCCUGGAGAAUUUCUGGGGUGAAAAAAAUAAUGGCUUCGACGUGCUCUACCAUAACAUGAAGCAUGGCCAGAUAUCCUCCAAGGAGCUGACAGACUUCAUCAGAGAAAGGAGUACGAUUGAAGAGGCCUACGCCAGGUCUAUGACGAAACUCGCCAAAACAGCAGGCAACUUUUCCCCUCUAGGCACUUUCGCUCCAGUAUGGGAUGUGUUCAAGAGCUCAACAGAGAAGCUGGCUGGGUGUCACAUGGAGCUGGUGAGGAAGCUCCAGGAGCUUAUUAAAGAGGUGCAGAAGUAUGUGGAGGAGCAGGCCAAAGCACACAAGAAGACAAAAGAGGAAGUGGCGUCCACCCUGGAGGCGGUGCAGAACAUCCAGACCAUCUCUCAGGCCCUGCAGAAAUCCAAGGAGAUCUACAACGCCAAAACUGUGGAGCAGGAGCGCCUCCGCAAAGAGGGGGCCACCCAGAGAGAUGUGGACAAGGCUGGAGUGAAAGCCAAAAAAGCCACAGAGACGUACAAGUCAUACGUGGAGAAAUACGCCACAGCCAAGUCAGAGUUUGAACAGAAGAUGGCAGAAACUGCACAGAAAUUCCAAGACAUUGAAGAAAACCACAUCCUCCACAUGAAGGAGAUCAUCCAGUCAUACUCGCAGUCCGUGGAUGAAACGCAUGUUCAGAUCGGAGAGGUCCACACUGAGUUUGUGAGGAACAUCGAGAACACCUCAGUGGAGGGUUUAAUACAGAAACUGGCCGAGAGUAAAGGAACAGGAAAGGAGAGGCCAGGGCCCAUUGAGUUUGAGGAGUGCAAUGCAGCUAUCGCUACUGAAGGUGCUAAACCCAGAAGAAGAAAACCAUUCGGCAUCCCAGGUCGCAGGAAAGACAAAGACACCGACUCCACGGAGUCGACAGAAGUGGAAGCUGCUAACACUGCCAAUGGCGCUCCCCCCGGAUACUACGGCGCCAUCGACAUCCAGAACGCUAAUGUCCCCCAGGUGGAUGCAGAGGGCUUCUGUAUCAGACCAGAGCUCAAUGAUGAUGCCAAAGAGAACUCCUUCUAUUCGUCCAGCGACUCGGAGGACGAAGACGAGCCCAGGAAGUUCCACGUAGAAAUCAAACCCGUGCAGCCGAACAACGGCACGCAUCAGAACAAAGCCACCAUCGACGAGCUCAAGGCGUCCAUCGGAAACAUCAUCCUGUCUCCUUCUACCUCGGGGCAGAUGCGGAGGAAUCAGUCCAGCGAUGAGCUGGCGAAACCCAGAGUGCCAACAACAUAUGAACUGGCCAACAAUGACCUUCUGUCUCUGGAUCCUUUCAGUCCUACAGUGAAUGCAGGAAGCUCCUCUCUCUCUACAUCCUCAUCUACAGACCUUGCCUCUAUCUUCCUUUCAAUCCCUUCAUCUCCAUCUUUACUGAUCGAUGACUCAGACGUCUUUCUGCAAGAGUCCUCAGUUGAGACGAUGCAACAACCCGAGCGCUCCCCUCCUCUGGCAGAAAAUCAACACUCCAAAGAGGUCUCCUCUUUCUCCUCAUCCACAUCCUCUCCCUGGGACUCACCUGAAAACCCUUUCCAAGCACUCAAACCUGUACCAGCGAGGGCCCAGAGCGCCCCCAUCACCCUGCCCACCGAGCCGGUCGACCCCAUCAGAAGCCCCACAUCCUCCAGCCCUCCGAAGAGCAGCGACGCCUUCUCCUCUGUUUCCUGGUCCCAGAGCCAGUGGAUCGCCUUCAGCGAUAACUUUGCUCCUCCUCGCCGUCAGAGCUCAGGGUCGUCUGUGAAGGAGCUGCAGAGGCCGCCGUCUGGCUCAGGAAGGUCAAGUCGGUUCCUCUCCGAUGACUCUGCAGACUCGUUCAGCAGAGCAGGAGUGAGCAAAGAAGAUGGAAACCAAGGCUUCUCUGAUGUCUUCUCUGGAGUUACAGAUUGGACAAUGGCUGCAGCUUCAUCGUCCAAAAUCUACAAUGUUCCAGUCCCAAACCGGCCGACAACUCCACUCACAGCUGGAGCUUUGCAGCCCCCGCCUCGACCGUCCUCCAGGCCCAAACUCUCCUCUGGGAAACUCACAGGAAUCAAUGAAAUAGUACGGCCGUUCAGUCCACCCAAGACGUCUAACGCCAGCCCUCCUCCCUCUGCACCACUCGCCCGAGCGGAGAGCUCCUCCUCGCUGUCCUCGAACGCCUCACUCAGCGCUGCAAACACGCCCACCGUUGGAGCUGAGCACACCUCCUCUCUUCCCCUCUCCUCCCCCGAGCCAGAGCUGCUCUCCCUCUCUCCUUUUUUUCUCCUAAGCCAAAAGGAUGAUGUGUUCAUAGCCAAGCUGCCUACCUUUGAGAAGCGAUGUGAGACCCCUGCAGGGACAUCUCGCGGUCCAAGCCCUGUGACCCUCGCAUCCCAAGAUGCUUUGCCCAUUGCCGUGGCCUUCACAGAAUCGGUUAAUGCUUACUUCAAAGGAGCUGAUCCCACUAAGUGUAUUGUGAAGAUCACAGGAGACAUGACGUUGUCGUUCCCAAUGGGCAUCAUCAAGGUGUUCACCACCAACCCCUCCCCCGCCAUGCUCACCUUCAAACUGAAGAACACCAGCAGGCUGGAGCAGAUCUUGCCCAAUCAACAGCUACUAUUCAGUGAUCCUUCCCAAAGUGACUCGAACUCCAAGGACUUCUGGUUCAACAUGCAAGCACUGACGUCCUACCUCAGAAAAGCCUCCGAACAGAAUCCUUCGGCUUCCUACUAUAAUGUAGACAUCCUCAAGUACCAGGUGCAGUCUGACGGGAUCCAUUCCACUCCUCUAAACCUGGCCGUUUACUGGAAGUGCACACCGACUACGUCAGACCUGCGGGUAGAUUACCGAUACAACCCCGAGUCUAUGGCCGCACCGGGGCCGCUCACAAACGUCCAGGUCUUAGUGCCAGUAGAUGGGGGAGUCACCAGCAUGCAGUCUUUACCAAACUCCCUCUGGAAUUCAGAGCAGAACAAAUGUCUGUGGAAGCUGAGCGACAUCUCAGAUAAGUCCGAAAAUGAAGGCGCAGGGUCCCUGAGGGCCAAGUUUGAGCUGUCAAACGGCCCAUCAAACCCCUCCACCCUGGCGGUGCAAUUCAUGAACGAGGGGAGCACCCUGUCGGGAGUGGACAUGGAACUACAGGGAGCAGGAUACCGACUUUCUCUCAACAAAAAGAGGUUUGCAACAGGACGUUACAUGGCAGAUUGCUAAGUUGACCCAUCACUCUGAUUCUCAAGAAAAAAAUAUCUUGCUUGACACAACUUUGCAAGACUUCCCGACCCUCUGGAUCCAUCCAAGCACAACUGUGCAUUUCGCCUGAAAAGCGAGAAACUCACUACAAUAAAACAGCACUGAGUAUUGAACACUGUUUAUAAAAAAGAAAAUAAAAGAAAAAGUAAGAUGAGCUUUCAGGAUAUGUGUAGAUAUGAAGUCUAAUGAUGCUUUCUGAUCAAUUCACUUUUGUAUAGUCAGAAAACAAUUUAUGGAUUAGAUAUAAAUCUAUAUUGUAUUUGAAAUCAUGAAAAAAACAAAGAAAAAAAUGCACUAACAAUCUUUCAGAUGCUCCUUUUCCUCCUUGUAUUCAUCUUUCAAGAGCCUUUCAGGAAUAUAAAAACAAAAUCACGUCUGCAUGGAAAAGAAGAGAAGGUUUCUCUUUCUUCUCUCUCCGAUUUGUAAAUAUUAACGCUGAAUUUUCUGCUCGACCAGCUCUGACUCAACUCAAAUCAGUUUUGUUUACUGGUUUUUCUCUCUUCCUUUUCCUCCUCACGAUUUGUCUUUUUUGAUCAUGUGCAAUGAAGCGAUGAAGGUAGAAUCUGUCUUAAACCGGACUCACACACUCGUGGCACAAGCUCGACCUUUAAAACAACAUCGAAGUGCUUUCAAACAAAUGCAAAAAAAUAAGUCUGACCUCAGUGCCUCCUCUUAUACUGUGGUUCAAUAAGCAACAAAAGAGCGUCAAAGUUUUUACCCACAUGUGGGCUCUCUAGAUUUAAGCUACGUUUCUUUGUGCUAAAAUGCACAGAGCGUUUUUAUAAACAAUCACCCUUGAAGGGGUCUGUGAUUGGUGCAGUCCUUUUAGGAUUUUUUCCCUUGUAAAUCCCCUUUUCAUUCAUCCCUUUAUUUUUUACAUUUUGAAGCCCUCUACAUAAAAAAAGUCCAUUUUGAUUGUGAAACAUUGUGUCAAAUGUUAGCUGUUUUGAAAAACGUCCAGCAUCGUUCCCCAGAAUUCAACCUGCAGCAUUUUUUCUAAAACUGGCGGCAUUUUUAAAUCAAUUUUUGUGCCCUAAUGUUGGAGAAAUGUGCCUGAGUCUAACUUUUUCAGUCUUUAUAUUUUUUUGUAUGCUACAGCAUGGUAAAUAAGAAAGCAACAACAAUGUGCCAGUCAUGUUUUUUUUUUACUCUGUUCUUUGGAUGUUGAAGGGAAAAAGUUUUUACAACCCAACCGUCUUCCAUAAAACGAAUGAAUCAUUUUGCCUUCUGUGAUCGAUCGUUGAUUAUUUUUUAUAUCUUUUUUCUACACAGUGCUCAUCAGUUGACCUCAUCCUUACCCUCACUGUGCAGGAGACUGUGUACACUAGCCGUAGCACAAUAAAGGCCAAAUUAAUGAUCGAGAUGCCUUAAAAUAACUACUCAGUUUUGAGUAAUCCAGUGUGAGUUCAAUGUGGUUAGAUGUCGUGGCACAACACUGCCUUUAGAUCAACUACCUGUCCUGCCUCUUACCAGGUGCAUGCUGGGAUACAACUCUGAACAACAAAAAUUAAAAUUUCAUGAAUAAAUCAUAGACUGUAUAUAUAAGAAGUAAACUCACCCUAUCAUUGUGCUGUAUGCCAGAUUUGCAAAUUGUAUAAACACUGGGAAUCUGUCAAAUUGUCACAAUUUCACCUCUUCUUAAAUUGAUAAGCCACUUUAAAAACUCAAAUUGCAACAAAAAGGGGUACACGGCCCAACUUCAUGUUAAAAUAGAUAAUUAUCUUUAAUUUUAAAGUGCUCAUCCAAACCAGUGUUGCACAGUGCUUUGCAAAACAUCAAAGUCAAGCAAUAGAAACACUAUAAAAGAAUGAAUUAUCAAUUAAAAAAGGAAAAAAUACCAAAAGUUAAGUAAUUAAUUAAAAUCUGGCUUUAUAGAAUAAUAAAAUAGAUAAUCCUAAUAAUAAAUGUAAAAAAUAAAAACCUAAACUAGUGAUUGAUAAAAGCAUUCAUUUUACCAUGGGUAAAACACAACCCACAAUGAGGCUAUUUGAUAAAUAUAUGUCUUUAAAAGUGAUUCAAAAGACAACACUGAUGUAGGUUUCGCCAACAACCCACUCCUAGAUAACCUCAUUACAAGAAGUGGACUUCAAACUGCCAUCUAAAUGGUGCACAAAAUUGUAACUACCUUCAGACAGCUUACUAGCUUAUAAUACUUUUUAGCUGACUUGAACUACUAAAGGUCAGUAAACAUAACUGUUAGCCAGCUGUGCAGUACGUGUCGACCUUUAUCUGCUUAGUACCACCCACAAAAUUUUAAUUUGCUAACUAGCCUUACUGUCAGCUAGCUUGUAGUAUGAGUGCCCUGACAAAUCUACUUUAAAUGCAGUUUUACUAGCAAGUGCCUCUUCAACUGCUAACAUUAGUGCAUCAUGAGUUAUUCUUUUAUUAGCAACUGUUGCUACUGCUAGCCAACCUCACUGUAAGCUAGGUUGCAGUAAAAAGUACCCCUUGAAAUGCUGACAACAGUACUCCAUGUGUCUUUUAUACUAGCUAACUAUUGUUAGUGUUAGCUAGCUUACCUCACUGUCAGCUAGCUUGUAGUUUGAGUUCCCCCUUCAACAGCUAGCAGAAGUACAACAGUAUCUUUUAGCUGGAUUUGUAGUGUUGGUUAGGUAACCUUACUGUAAGCUAGCUCACAUUAAGAGUGCCUGUAUAACUGCUGACCCAUCAUCUAGGCCCAUCAUCAGUAUACUUUUAUUAGCCUGCUAUCAUUAUUGCUAGCUCAUGGUAGGAGUGCUAGUUAAAUGAGUUUAAUUCUUUCUCAGUCUAGCUAUAGUAAUUGCCAGCUAGCUUUACUGACAGUUUUCAGUAUGAGUGCCUCUAUAAAUGCUAACUACAGUCCAUCAUAAGUUACUUUUUCAUUAUCUAGCUGUUAUUGCUAGUUAACCUUGCUGUCAGCUAUGAGCUCCUCUUCAUUUGCUGACUACAGUUCAUUAUGGAUACAAUUUUACUAGAGGCAAUAUGCCCCAAAUUGCACCCUGAAUUAAAUGCUAACUAUUUUGAGCAAAAAGUGCACAGAUAAUAUUGCCAAAAUAAGUAUAUACAACUCCUUUUCCACUGCAGACUGGAGCAGACCCUCAGAUAAGACCUGUUAUGUAACAAAAAGAGAAUGUGUUGUGAAUAAGGAAUUGGCUUGGAUUGAAAAAUGAUUCUGAACUAAAUCGUGACAUACUGAAAGAUUCACAUCCUACCAAACAAUAUGUAAGAUAGAUCAUUUUUAUAAGAAGCCUGCUUACAUUACAUGACAUCACCGUCAGCUACUAGCUAAGACUUCUUUGAAUUUUAACGAUGGCAGCAGUCAAACACCAGACUCUCUCUAAAUACAAUGGGGUUAUCACACUUCAUAUGUACAGUCUAUGGCAGUGGUUCUCAGCUGGUCUAGCCUCAGGACCCACUGCAACCCAAAGAUAUUGUGGCCCAAAUUUCCAGAAAUGUUCAACCGCUCAUUUUUCAAUGAAAAAUGUCACAGUUUGGACCUUAGAAAAAACUUAAAACUGAACAAAAACAUGGGAGGGCAUGCAUGCAAACAUCAAUUUCACUCUAUUUGAGAUUUGGAGGCAUUGCUAUUCCAUGAUAAUACAAUAAAGAAGCCUAGAUCUUAGGAAAAUAAGCAGAAGUUACUUCUUGUUGCGUAAAAACUGAUUAAAAUGAAAUAUAUAGAUGUAUGUAAGCUAAAGUUUUUGUACAUCUUAGACUUUCUGUGACAACCUACUUCUGGUCCUGAACCACUGAUUGAGAACCACUUGUCUUUGUGAUGAAAAGAUGAUUGUCACAUUUGGCUCUUGGUGCUUCACUCUUGCCUUAACCUGUGAAGGCUGUUGUUCUAGAGGCUGUUGUAUUCCUUAAUGAUGUAUCCUCAAUUGUACAGGACGUUUGUCAUUGACCUUAAUACAGUCUUUGGAUUGGUUUAUGAGUUGGCAUAUCAGGAGAUGAGUUGCCUGGAAGCUUUGACCUUUAAGGGCUGGAGUUUCAUACACUGUGCUUCAUGUGGCUAACUGAACUCUGAGCUAAGGUUUUAAACAAUAACAGUAGCCAGGGUUUAUUUAUGUAGUCCAUUUUUAAUGUUUUCUAUCUUUGUAGUACUCAAUUUAACACUCAAGCCUUUAUUAAGGAUGAAGAGGCAGCCAUUCUUCCUGAGAUGGGUGAUUUAAAUGUCGAUUUCAGUCAUGUCAAUGAUUUAAAUUUUAUAUUCGUCUUUAAACGUUACUCAGCCAAAUGUUUGAAGGUAGUCAAAUUAAAUGAGUUUACAUGAAAUCCUGAAACUGUAGCACCAGACAGUUGUACAGUGAGAAAUCGACGUGUCGCUCUGUGUUUUCUCUACAUGAAUCUAUCAGUGGUUUUGGUCAAAUUAGCCAAAAAGAGCACAAAAAAUGUUUUCAGUCUUGGCAAGCUGGUUCUUGCUGUCCCCAAAAACGUUGGAAACAAACCUAACAGGGCUCCUUUUUCACUUUCACAUUCUUUCUUUCUUUAUAUGUUGUAUUAAACAGAGUUUAAAGAGAGCAAAAUUGUGUAAAUGAUUCUCAUAAAUUGUACAUUUUUACCAAUAUCACAGCCACUUUUUGUCUUUACUUUAUGAUUUCUCAUUGUGCCUGUAUUAAAUGUGUAAUAUAUGAAUAUAUACAAAUAUAUUAAAAUGACUAAAUGUG